This is a messenger RNA of Cuscuta campestris, 2285 nucleotides long. Lineage: Eukaryota; Viridiplantae; Streptophyta; Magnoliopsida; Solanales; Convolvulaceae. The record is from the annotation of a GenBank genome assembly.
CAGUAUUCCCUAUAUAUACACACGCAAAGCCAUUCCCCAAUCGUACACAAACGAAAUUCUUUUGAUCUCUCAGAUCUCGUUCUACUCCGCUCUCGAUCAUUCUCUACCUGUUCUCUCUGUGAAAUACUUGUAAUCCCGAGUGACAAUGGCCGGAAAAGGUGAAGGACCCGCCAUCGGAAUCGAUCUCGGCACUACGUAUUCGUGCGUCGGUGUCUGGCAGCACGAUCGAGUUGAGAUCAUCGCCAACGACCAGGGAAACCGGACCACGCCGUCGUAUGUGGCGUUCACUGACUCUGAGCGGCUUAUUGGCGAUGCCGCGAAGAACCAGGUCGCUAUGAACCCCAUCAACACCGUUUUCGAUGCAAAACGUCUUAUUGGUAGGAGAAUCUCUGAUGCAUCUGUCCAGGCUGACAUGAAGCUGUGGCCUUUCAAGGUCAUUCCUGGCCCCGGAGACAAGCCAAUGAUUGUUGUCAACUACAAGGGCGAAGAGAAGCAAUUUUCAGCUGAAGAAAUUUCGUCUAUGGUUCUCACCAAGAUGAAGGAGAUUGCUGAGGCCUACCUUGGGUCGACAGUGAAGAAUGCUGUUGUCACUGUCCCUGCGUACUUCAAUGACUCUCAACGUCAAGCAACUAAAGACGCUGGUGUCAUCUCUGGGUUAAACGUCAUGCGCAUUAUCAACGAGCCAACAGCUGCUGCUAUUGCUUACGGUCUUGACAAGAAAGCGACCAGCGUUGGCGAGAAGAACGUUUUGAUCUUUGAUCUUGGCGGUGGUACCUUUGAUGUCUCCCUUCUCACAAUUGAAGAAGGUAUCUUUGAGGUGAAAGCCACUGCCGGAGACACCCACCUUGGAGGCGAAGAUUUUGACAACAGAAUGGUCAACCACUUUGUCCAAGAAUUCAAGAGAAAGAACAAGAAAGACAUCACCGGAAACCCAAGAGCUCUGAGGAGACUGAGGACUGCUUGCGAAAGGGCAAAGAGAACCCUCUCUUCCACUGCCCAAACCACAAUUGAGAUUGAUUCAUUGUUUGAGGGUAUUGACUUCUACUCCACCAUUACCCGUGCUAGGUUCGAAGAGCUGAACAUGGAUCUGUUCAGAAAGUGUAUGGAACCAGUUGAGAAGUGUCUGAGGGAUGCCAAGAUGGACAAGAGCACUGUCCACGAUGUGGUUCUUGUCGGAGGAUCCACUAGAAUCCCCAAGGUUCAACAGUUGCUUCAGGAUUUCUUCAAUGGAAAGGAACUCUGCAAGAGCAUCAACCCAGACGAAGCCGUUGCUUACGGCGCAGCUGUCCAGGCUGCAAUCUUGAGCGGCGAGGGCAACGAGAAGGUCCAAGAUUUACUCCUUCUGGACGUCACCCCAUUGUCUCUUGGUCUGGAAACUGCAGGAGGAGUCAUGACAGUCUUGAUCCCCAGGAACACAACCAUCCCCACGAAGAAGGAACAAGUUUUCUCCACCUACUCUGACAACCAGCCCGGCGUCCUGAUCCAGGUGUACGAAGGCGAGCGGACAAGAACCCGCGACAACAACCUGCUGGGCAAAUUCGAGCUCUCCGGCAUCCCUCCCGCCCCAAGGGGUGUCCCACAAAUCACCGUUUGCUUCGACAUCGACGCAAACGGCAUCCUGAACGUCUCUGCCGAGGACAAGACCACCGGGCAGAAGAACAAGAUCACAAUCACCAACGACAAGGGCCGUCUGUCCAAGGACGAGAUUGAGAAGAUGGUCCAGGAGGCAGAGAAGUACAAGGCGGAGGACGAGGAGCACAAGAAGAAGGUGGAGGCCAAGAAUGCCCUGGAGAACUACGCCUACAACAUGAGGAACACGGUCAAGGACGAGAAGAUUGGCUCCAAGCUCAGCUCUGACGACAAGAAGAAGAUUGAGGAUGCCAUUGAUGGAGCCAUCUCCUGGCUGGACAGCAACCAGCUCGCCGAAGCUGAUGAGUUCGAAGACAAGAUGAAGGAGCUGGAGGGCAUCUGCAAUCCCAUCAUCGCCAAGAUGUAUCAGGGCGGUGUUGCUCCGGACAUGGAUGAGGACGCUGUUCCCCCGGCAGCUGGCGGCGCUGGCCCAAAGAUCGAGGAGGUGGACUAAAUUUGUGUUAUGAUGUUUUGUUACUCUGAGUCUAUUAUGUUUUUAUCCCUUUUGUGUUUUUUUUCUCUUGUUUUGAUUCUGGUGCCCAUUUUUAAAUGUUUUUGGUUAGACAAUCACCCGUGUCUAUGGCAUUGUAGUGCUUCUUUAUCAAAACUUAUCACUUUUUUCUUAUAAGCUUUUCCUGUCCAUUUAAGUCUCAUCU